GGUUUUGAUGUAAAUUGUUUGGGCCAAGGGUAAAAGAGGAAAAAACCCAACUCCCGUUAGUCACUGGAGGGUUCUUCCUUCAGUGAGCAACUGGGGCUUAAGAUGACAAAAUUGUUCAUACCGUACCGAAAUAAAGGUCAUCCAAACGAAAAAUCAGUCCAGUUAAUUUGUCAUUUAAAGAUUAAAUCCCAUCGCAGCUGUCCAAAUGCAACCUAAGCUAAGCUAAGCCCGUGGUUACUUUCAGGAUUUGCGUAUCGACGUAAGCACGACGCUGUGUGUGUGUGAGAGAGGACUGUUGCUCACUCAUUGCUCUACUACUGUUAUCAACUUUCUUACCAGCUCAUUACAGUUGUCGUUCCAAGCAUAAGUAAGAAAGAGAGUAUAAAAUCUUGAACAAUUUCCGAUUUGGUUGUCCGUUCAACGCUUUUGGCAACCAAAUUUGCGUCUUCAUUGACAGCUUUUACCUUAAAAUAUAAUGCUUUACACGAGCCAUCUUGCCCCUACACACUACUAACUCACUCACUUUACCCAUUAUUUUGUUCUCAUGGAGUUACCUAGAUUCUUCAGCUAUGCAUCAAUUAUUCUUUCAAUUUCAGCUUAUUUGUUUGCAAUCAUGGUUAAUUCAAUUGGGAUCAACUAUGGACAAAUAGCAGACAAUCUUCCUUCCCCAGAAGACGUAGUGCCACUAGUAAAAUCAAUUGGAGCAACCAAAGUUAAACUCUACGAUGCAGAUCCAAGAGUCCUUAGUGCAUUCGCGAACACCGACGUGGAAUUCAUCGUUGGUUUAGGCAACGAGUACUUGGAAAAGGUGCGAGAUCCGACCAAAGCCCAAGCUUGGGUCAAACAAAACGUUCAAGCCCACUUACCAGCCACAAAAAUCACCUGCAUCUUUGUCGGAAACGAGGUUCUCACUUUCAACGACACUUCUCUUUCCGACAACCUUCUCCCGGCAAUGCAAAGCAUUCACACCGCGCUGGUUAGCCUGGGACUCGACAAACAAGUGACUGUCACGACAGCCCAUUCCUUAGCCAUUCUCCAAACCUCGUAUCCGCCUUCAGCUGGAGCAUUCCGUGAAGAUCUGAUCGAUUGUUUGAGCGAAACUUUGAGUUUUCAUCAAAAAACUGGGUCUCCUUUUUUGAUUAAUGCGUAUCCGUACUUUGCUUAUAAGGGAAACCCCAAGCAAGUUUCGUUGGAUUUUGUUCUUUUUCAGCCAAACCAAGGCGUUAUCGAUCCAGCGACGAAUUUACACUAUGACAACAUGUUAUACGCUCAAAUCGACGCCGUUUAUUCUGCUUUAGCUUCGUUAGGUUACAAGAAACUCCCAGUUCACAUAUCGGAAACUGGGUGGCCUUCAAAGGGAGAUGAAGAUGAGGCCGGAGCUACGCCCAAUAAUGCUAAGAAAUACAAUGGGAAUUUGAUUAAAUUGAUGUCGAAAAAAACAGGGACUCCAAUGAGGCCGAAUUCGGAUCUUAAUAUCUAUGUUUUUGCUUUGUUUAAUGAAAAUAUGAAAGCAGGUCCCACUUCAGAGAGGAAUUACGGGUUGUUUAAGCCUGAUGGAACGCCGGCCUAUCCUCUUGGUAUUAGUAGUACUAACAACGUCGUCGGAAGUAAUACGACCGCCAGUGGAAGUAUCGGGAAUGCCGUGACGACGCCGUCUUCUCCAAUGAGUUCUUCCGCUGGUUAUUUGUCUAUUUCUUCUGCAACGCAGGAAAGAUAUCAAUUCGUUGGGCAUGUGCUACUGGCGUCGUUGUUAUUGAUUAAAACGUUGGUGUAGGACGAAUUCAAAGCUCUUUUCAUCAGAUAAGGGAAAAUUAAACAAAAAAGAAAAAGCAACGGAGAGGGAGAUAUAAAGAGAAUAAGAGCCAGCUUCGUUGUUAGGGAAAGGGUGCUCGGUUUGCUGAUUGAGAGAGUUUGGUAGAGAGAGGAACCACAUCUGAUACUAAGUUUAGAUGAUGAUUAUUAUAUUAAUUUGCUAGAUUAUUGUAUUGUCUUGUAUCCAUUUCUGGUUGUAGUGAACAGGAUGUACUACGUUUUAGAUUUUUUAUAUAUCCAUCAACCUGUUUUACGCCCCUCUUCAACAUUGGGACAUCAUUAGAAAAGAGAGCAGUAGAUGAACAACAAACAAGUAAAAUAAACGGUCCUAGUCAGUCGGGCCCUGACAGUAUUAUGUCAUAUGUCCAUUGAAAGUUAGGUCGAAAGUUGUUAUGAGAUAUAAUUUUGGUAGUUCAAAAGAUUCAUUAAGAAUAAGAUUCCAGGAAACUUGUUCCCAGACAGAAAAAGACGGUCAUUCCUUUUAUGUAAAAGGGGGGAAGAUCGAUUCCAACGUAACCUGCUAUCGUACUCAAUUCUAAUUAUCG
Molecule: messenger RNA, 2357 nt
Organism: Durio zibethinus
Lineage: Eukaryota; Viridiplantae; Streptophyta; Magnoliopsida; Malvales; Malvaceae
Product: glucan endo-1,3-beta-glucosidase 11-like
Biological process (GO): carbohydrate metabolic process
Molecular function (GO): hydrolase activity, hydrolyzing O-glycosyl compounds
Source: RefSeq, a predicted model, not a curated record